Messenger RNA from Myiozetetes cayanensis, 1046 nucleotides. RefSeq names its product tumor protein p53 (gene TP53). NCBI's taxonomy places the organism in Eukaryota, Metazoa, Chordata, Aves, Passeriformes, Tyrannidae. Gene Ontology annotation, molecular function: RNA polymerase II cis-regulatory region sequence-specific DNA binding; DNA-binding transcription factor activity, RNA polymerase II-specific. Gene Ontology annotation, cellular component: nucleus. The record is from RefSeq and is a predicted model, not a curated record. Gene Ontology annotation, biological process: regulation of transcription by RNA polymerase II; apoptotic process; protein tetramerization.
GACCUGAGCCCCUGGAGGUGCCCCCGAGCCCCGGAGUCCUGGUGAGCCUCCGCCCCUCCCCGCCCCUCCCUCCCCCACCCCCGUGGCCCCCCUCUCCGGUGGUCCCGUCCACCGAGGAUUACGGGGGCUACGGCUUCCAACUGGGAUUCCUGGAGGCGGGAACGGCCAAAUCCGUCACCUGCACCUACUCCCGGGAGCUGAACAAGCUGUUCUGCCGCCUGGCCAAGCCGUGCCCGGUGCAGGUCCGGGUGGGGGUCCCGCCGCCCCCCGGGAGCCUCCUCAGGGCCGUGGCCGUUUACAAGAAAUCCGAGCACGUGGCCGAGGUGGUGCGGAGGUGCCCCCACCACGAGCGCUGCGGGGGCUCUGGGGACGGCAACGCCCCCGCCCAGCACCUGAUCCGGGUGGAGGGGAACCCCCAGGCCCGGUACCAGGACGAUGAGACCACCAAGAGACACAGCGUGGCCGUGCCCUACGAGCCCCCUGAGGUGGGCUCGGACUGCACCACGAUCCUCUACAACUUCAUGUGCAACAGCUCCUGCAUGGGGGGCAUGAACAGGAGACCCAUCCUCGCCAUCCUCACCCUUGAGGGGCCGGGGGGGCAGCUGCUGGGCCGGCGCUGUUUCGAGGUCCGGGUCUGCGCCUGCCCCGGGCGCGACCGACGCAUCGAGGAGGAAAAUCAGCGCAAGAGGGGCGGGGCCGGGGGCGGGGCCAAGAGAGGUGAGGGGCGGGGCCCACCACGAGGGGCGGGGUCUAAACGGGAGGGCGUGGCCAAGAGAGGUGAGGUGGAGCCAGACAUGGGCCCCGAGAGCUCCAAGAAGAGGGUCCUGAACCCCGACAAUGAGAUCUUCUACCUGCAGAUCCGGGGUCGUCAGCGCUUCGAGAUGUUCAAAAUGAUCAACGAGGCCCUGGAGGCCAAGGAUGGGGAGGGGCAGCCCCCAGGCCGUGAAGUUCAACCCCCACUGGGAUCAAGGGCGUCGCCCGCGGAGGAGGGGCAGGUGCCCCGUGGGAAGAACUGCUGCUCAAAGGGAACAGGGGACUCCGACUGA